UACAUGCUCUUCUAUGGUUCUGUCAUUUCCAAAAUGGAAAAGCAACUGUUCACUCUCUGGCUGGCUUUGUCUUCACAAAUUCUAUUAACAGAUGCUGUUAUCCAUCAGAAUGCCAUUGAAAUCUACAGCUUGCACAUUGACUGCAAAGUUAUGUCACGAUAUGCCCACACAGUCAUCACCAGCAGAAUUGUCAACAGGGCAAAUGAAUCCAAGGAGGCUCUUUUUGAUGUGGAGCUACCCAAGAAAGCCUUCAUCACAAACUUCAGCAUGACCAUAGAUGGAGAAACAUAUCCUGGAAUAAUCAGGGAGAAAAAGGCCGCUCAAGCUCAGUAUGAUUCCGCCAUUUCACGAGGUCAAAGUGCUGGGUUGGUCAAAUCAACUGGAAGAAAAUUAGAAAAGUUUAGUGUUUCAGUUAAUGUUGCAGCAGCAGGUAAAGUUAACUUUGAAUUGAAUUAUGAGCAAUUACUUGAUCGAAAGCUAGGGAAUUAUGAACUGAUCAUCAAAGUCAAGCCCAAACAACUGGUGAAAGACUUUCAGAUUGAUACUCACAUCUUUGAGCCACAAGGCAUAUCCUUCUUGGCAAUAGAAGGCAGCUUCUUGAACAAUGAAAUAAGUGAUGCUCUUGUAAAGACACAGGAGGAAACCAAGGCUCAUAUUUUAUUUAAACCAACCUUAAGUCAACAAAGGAAAAACCCUGAAUCUGAACAGACUCUUCUAGAUGGAGAUUUCAUCAUACGUUAUGAUGUUAAAAGGAAUGUUGACGUAGGUGACAUACAGAUCGUGAAUGGUUAUUUUGUCCAUUAUUUUGCACCCAGUGAUAUGCCAGUAUUUCCCAAAAAUAUCAUCUUUGUUAUAGAUAAAAGUGGAUCUAUGAGUGGCAAUAAAAUUCGCCAGACUAAAGAAGCCUUGGAAAAGAUUUUGGAAGAUCUUAAUCCCAAAGACCAUUUUAAUUUAAUUGUCUUCAGUAGAGGAACUUCAAAGUGGAAGCCCACUUUGGUGCAAGCCAGCAAGGAGAAUGUGGAAUCAGCUAAACAGUAUGUUAAAACCAUUGAUGCGCAAGGAGGAACAAAUAUUAAUGAGGCUCUUUUGACAGCCAUUGAUUCUCUGGAUAAAGCCACCUAUGGGGAGUUAUUGCCAGAAAGAAGCAUUUCAACGAUCAUUUUGCUGACUGAUGGUCAACCCACUUCUGGUGAAACAAACCCUAAGAAAAUACAGAAAAACAUAAAUAACGCCAAUGAAGAGAAGUAUUUCCUCUACUGCCUUGGCUUUGGAUUUGAUGUAAGCUAUAGUUUUCUGGAAAAGUUGGCCUUAGAUAAUUCGGGAGUUGCUCGACGUAUAUAUGAGGACUCAGAUGCAGCCCUUCAGCUCCAGGACUUUUAUAGUGAAGUGGCUAUUCCCAUCCUGAAGGAGAUUAAUAUAAAUUAUCUUGGCAAUGCUGUAGAGGACGUCACUGAAAAUAACUUUAAGUUGCUCUAUGAGGGUUCUGAAAUUGUAGUGGCUGGAAAACUUGACAAUGAAAUUGAUAUAUUUUCCUUGGAAAUAAAAGCUCAGGGGCAUGGAAGCAAUUUGACCCUGAAAGAAGAUGCUAAUGUCACAGAGAAAGCACAAGUUUUUGAACACCAGGAAUACAUAUUUGGAAAUUUCAUUGAAAAAUUAUGGGCUUAUUUAACCAUUCAACAGCUAUUAGAAAAGUCCAUUUUGGCAGAAAAAGCAGAGCAAAAAACCCUGGAAAACCAAGCAUUAAACCUCUCCCUGAAGUACAGCUUUGUAACACCCAUGACUUCCAUGGUGGUCACUAAGCCAGAAGCUGAAGAGGUGGCUAACAAGCCAACAGAAGAAGAUAAUGAGGAUUUCCAGGGAAAUUUUCGAGGACAUGCUGGAAGUUCAUAUGCGCUUCCACAUUCAUUCCCCGUUUCUUUCGUAGUUGCGUCAAGGAUGCAAGCUCAUUUUCCUGAUACAUCUGUGAGGAUCCAAAAGGUUCUCCCAGGUCCACCAAGGCUGAUUGAUACCAGUAUCCAGUAUGAUUAUGUUGAUGUAGCUCUGACGCGUUCAGCUGCUAACCCAGGUCGUCCUAUCUCAAAACCAACAGGGAUCUUUUUAACGAAGGAGACACAGAAGUCAAGAAAGCCAAAUAAAGUACAUUUCAACACAAAGUCAGGAACUCAUGAUCUUCCUACGACUUCUUAUCACCAUUUCCUUUUCCAACCACAUAAUAAAAAUUUUUUAGUUUGUAUAUCUAUUAACGGACAGCCACAAACACCCUUAAAUCUGUUAUCUGAUCCAGAGAAAGGGAUCGAAGUGACUGGCAAGCUUGGUGAAAACAACCACUUUACAGAGUUUGAAAUAACUUAUCCAAAGCUUAACCUGGAAAUAAAGGUGUCAACAGAAAAAAUUACAUUGAAAAGUAAUGACUCCAGUCACUCUUUUGUGUGGACUGACAGAGAAUCUUUAACAAAUGAAGGGCUAAACAUUACACUGACAAGUGGAGAAAGUCUCUUUCUAUCAGGACCAGACAACAUUGUAACCAAAAUUUUCUAUGUACCUCCUCCACUUGGUUGGCUUGGAUUAUACUUUGAGAAUAGCGAUUCUUUUUCUAAUCAAGUUACUGGACUUUUCGGUCAGUUUUUCUCUAAUACAAAUUUCCAAAGAUCUUCUGGUCAAGUAAAACUCCUUUAUGUACAUGGACAGCCCAAUGUAGCCAUCAGGACACGUGAGAAGGACUAUAGAACUGGAUCUAGUCAAACUGAAGUUACCUGCUGGAAACUGAAUAUAAAUACUUAAAGAGCACACUUAACAGCCAAAGAUUAUUACUGCUUAAUGUCCAUGAUUUUAUUAAAUAGCAUAAAAUCA
Thamnophis elegans (Western terrestrial garter snake) is the source of this 2850-nucleotide messenger RNA. Its product is annotated as inter-alpha-trypsin inhibitor heavy chain H4-like. Gene Ontology annotation, biological process: hyaluronan metabolic process. Gene Ontology annotation, molecular function: serine-type endopeptidase inhibitor activity. The coding region runs from base 4 to 2781 and encodes 925 amino acids. NCBI's taxonomy places the organism in Eukaryota, Metazoa, Chordata, Lepidosauria, Squamata, Natricidae. The transcript has 22 exons. The record is from RefSeq and is a predicted model, not a curated record.